Molecule: messenger RNA, 588 nt
Organism: Entamoeba invadens IP1
Lineage: Eukaryota; Evosea; Mastigamoebida; Endamoebidae
Product: GTP-binding protein Rhes precursor, putative
Exons: 1
Coding region: 1-588 (195 amino acids)
Biological process (GO): signal transduction
Cellular component (GO): plasma membrane
Molecular function (GO): GDP binding; GTP binding; GTPase activity
Source: RefSeq, a predicted model, not a curated record
AUGAAAAACAACAAAUUCAAUGUAAUUAUAUUAGGUAAAAGUUAUGUCGGUAAAACAACGAUAUUCAAUCGAUAUGUUAAUGGCAAUUUUUGUGAAAAAUUUGAUCCAACCAGCGAGGAUACAUUGAGUAAAUGUGUUCAACUCGAUAAAACAAACUAUGAUGUGGAUUUUAUUGAUACAUUUUCAAAUUGUGGUUUUCAUUCAUUGAUUGAUUAUUUAAUAAGUUUAAGUGAUGUAUUUGUGAUUGUGUAUGCAAUUAAUUAUAGAGAGUCUUUUGAUGAAAUUACACAAAUCCACCAAAAUAUUGUAAAUAUACUUCACAAAAAUCACAAAGAAUGUUUACCAAUAGUUAUUUGUGGUAACAAAAGUGAUUUGGAAAUGGAUAGAAGAGUGUCUUUUGAUGAAGGACAACAAAUGGCAAAUGACUUGAAUUGUCUUUUCUUUGAAACGUCUGCAAAAAACAAUAUUAAUGUAACAGAAGCACUUGAAAAUGUUAUGUUGACUUAUAUUGAAAAGAUCAAUAAAGAAAAUUCUCGAAUUAACAAUGAAAUGAUUAUUGAAGAGAAAAUAAGAUGUACAACAGUUUAA